UAGAAAAUGGUGAAAUGCUUAAUGAUAAAGUUAUUCAUUAUUGUCAACAAGUCAUGUCUAUGCAAUUGGAUAUUGGUGUUGGUCUGCAGGAUCCUAUUAAAGGUCAAGUCCUAGCUUUUAACAUCCAUCCGAACACCCCAUUUGUCCAAGUUCUUCAUGAUGGAAAUCUCCACUGGAUUUGUGUGACCACAUAUGGUUGUGCUGCAGGAGAAAUAUAUAUUUUUGAUAGUCUUUUUCAUGGUGCAGUUAGUUUUGACACAAAAAGGCAAAUAUGCUCUAUUUUACAAUGUGAUAAAAAAUAUCUUAUGAUUAAAGUAUUGCCUAUUCAACAACAAACUAAUGGUGUUGAUUGUGGACUGUAUGCUAUUGCUUGGGCUAGACAAAUUCUUGAAGUGAAGGGAAUACCUUCCACUUCUCUAAUGUUUGAAGAAAGUGAAAUGAGAAAGCAUCUCCUUAUGUGUAUACUAAAGAACCGGUUAGAUGUCUUCCCUACCACAAUCAAUCCAGCUAUGUUUAAAAAAUGUGCAGCAAAGGACUUUCGUAUACGCUUGCAUUGUUCUUGUCGCAUGUUUUGGACCCAUAAAGAUGAGAACAUUUUUAGCAGGCAAAUGGCUCAAUGCGUUACUUGCAAAGAAUGGUUUCAUCGGCAAUGUGAAAGAAUUCCACAGAGUGCUUAUGAACAAGAAGAUGAGCUCUGGUAUUGUCAGCAUUGCAACAGUAUAGCAGAUAUUAAUACUACAAAUGAAGUAUAAUAUCUGAAACUGUCAUGACAUUCUUAACAAAGAAAUAAUAAAAAUUAGGUUUAUUCCUUACUUAAUAUAUGACCUUGUUAUACUAACCAUCAGGUAUUGAUUUUUAAUAAUUAUUAUUAAUAAAUCUUAUUUAGAUUUAGGUAUAGAUUUUUA
Molecule: messenger RNA, 905 nt
Organism: Hydra vulgaris (swiftwater hydra)
Lineage: Eukaryota; Metazoa; Cnidaria; Hydrozoa; Anthoathecata; Hydridae
Source: RefSeq, a predicted model, not a curated record